GCAGGUUGAGGACAGCGGUUCUAACGACGGUAACAAAGUCCGUGGUGAAGUCCAAUACCCUCAUUUUGCAAACUGCAGAUAGGUUUACUGCUACGUUGUCGUCUGCUGGAGGAAGAAUCAAGCGUAUCAGACGAAAUGGCUGAACGACUUCGAACGGUGCUUGGCCACAUCCGGAGUGACAAUGUUGAUUUUAAAAUGGUUUCAGAGAUGUCGGCAGAUGUUUCUGCAACACAGUUUACCUAUACACUUGAGUCCCCUAGCUGUCUGACAUAUGAACAGCGCAAAUUUUAUGAGGAAAAUGGCUUCCUGUUGGUUCGAGGUCUUGUCUCACCUGAGAAACUGGAUCGCUUCAAGGAGCGAUUUGCACAAAUAUGCCGAAAAGAGGUGCAAACUCCAGGGAUGACCAUCAUGCGAGAUGUAGCGAUUGCUAAAACAGAAUUCGUUCCUGGUGAAAAGGCUGUCACAAAAAUUCAAGACUUUCAAAAUGAUGAAGUGAUGUUUGAGUACUGUUGCCUUCCAGAGAUUGUGAAAUAUGUGGAGAGUUUUAUUGGACCCAAUGUGAUGGCUAUGCAUACCAUGCUUAUUAACAAGCCACCCGAUGCAGGGAAGAAAACAUCUCGCCACCCAAUGCACCAGGAUCUCCAUUACUUCCCCUUUCGCCCAGCAGAUCGUAUCGUCUGUGCCUGGACAGCUAUGGAGCCAGUGAAUCGUCAAAAUGGAUGCCUGGUAGUGGUUCCUGGCACCCAUAAAGGAGAGCUUUUACCUCAUGAAUAUCCAAAGUGGGAGGGUGGUGUUAACAAGAUGUACCAUGGCAUCCAAAACUAUGAUCCCAGCCAGCCACGGGUUCAUCUGUCAAUGGAAAAGGGUGAUACCGUUUUCUUCCAUCCAAUCCUCAUCCAUGGUUCAGGCAUGAACCGCACAGAUGGAUUCAGGAAGGCAAUUUCCUGCCACUACGCUAGUGGAGACUGCCACUUCAUUGACGUCGAAGACACCUCACAGAACGUGAUUGCAGAUGAAGUCUUGGAGCUGGUUGAGAAGAGAAUUGGUUCAAAGAGUGGCAUCAAAUUCAGUGAUGUGUGGAAAAUGAAGAGCCGUUUAGUGAAGGGUGAAGCUCACAUCAAUGAAUUGUAAAGCUGCAGUUUCCUGGCAGCAGGUAGACCACUAGAAUAUGAAGAAUCAACUUCUACAACUGAAGCAUUCUUCCAGCAAGACAUGACAAUCAAAUAACAGAGAAGUUAUAUGCACAGAUGGUUGUUUCCAUAAAUACAAAUCUUAUGAUGAUCCCUAAGUCAAAAACUGUGAAAUAUGAAAAUUAGACUGUCCAAAUUUUUUUUUUUUUUUUUUUUAAAGGUGUUUAAAAGGUGAUUCAGGAUAUGAAUUAACAGCUACUUUUGCUGUUUUAUAUUUUCCAAAAAGAUGUCUACUUAAUAGCUUUAAUUCAAAGAGUAUUAUCAUUUUAUGUUUUAUUAGACUUGAUUGCAUUUGUUUCAUCAAGCAUGUUUGUCGAUACCAUGGACCUUGCUCUGCAAGAGGCAACACCUCAGAUCCCCAUAAUAUGCAAAGCAUGACUAGUUAAACAAAUAUAAUGAUAAAAAACAAUAAAUGCAUGAUUUAUGUAGCGGUUGAUCAUGCUCACAAAGAAGACAAGGAGACCUGGACAGCAUACAAAGGAUGGACUAGCAUUUUGUUGGUGUAAGGAGUAAUGCUCAUGGAACAGAUAUGUUUUAAUGCACAUUUAGAGGAUUCAAUCAGUAGUGAGAAGGUGGAAGAUAUGGAAGGGAAGAGAGUUCCACUGUUUUGCAGUAACUAAAAAUUCUGGUGACAGGGUUAGUGAGUGUAGAGUCAUCAGAUAAAGAGCAUACACAUAUACAAAUGUCUAUGCAUUACCUUUUCUUUGUGGACUUGCAUAUCUGAUUUCAAAAAUUGUGGAUGCAGAUAAUUCACUUCAAAGAAUUAUUUGUAGAUGUAUCAGACAGGUAUGAUCAGCGAUGAAGAUAUUUGAAUACUUGCAAAAAAUCAUUCGAAAGGAGACAGUUGGAGGGAAAAGUAUGUUGACUGUUGAUAAAUAAGAACUUGGUGAAUGUGAUACUAUGACCCUGCAGUAAAUUACCACACAAUAAUAAGUGGUGUUUCCGGUGAAGUUGUAUUAAUAUAUAAUUGUUUGGCAUAUAAUAUGGUAAGUAUUUGUUAUUAUUUUCAUGUUCAAAGAAAUCUUAAUAAAAGAAAUUUUACGGUUUGCCAUUUAUCUGUAUAGUUCAGACUACUGGCGGUAGUGAGCAGACAAAACUGGCUAAAAAAUGGAAUUUCAUUGUAUACAUCUUUCUGAAUUCUCGAAAAAGCUUGUUGCAUUUAGCUUUUUCAAUCAUUUUUGUAUUUUUGUUGUUUUCUUUUAAAUUGAUGCAACACAUAUUCUCCUUCCCUCGCGCACACAUAAAGGAAGAAAGAACUUUAUUUGAUCAGAGAGCUGCGUAUUCUAGCCCUUUUUUUAAUUGUCAUAUCUAAUGGUGAUCGUUUCCAAGGUAAGAGUUUUAUGUGAUUACAAAUGUUUUGGAUUCUUGUACAGUUGAUAGCCAUGCCAUUAUUUUUAAAUAAAGUCAAACUACAAAUUUAUAAAUUCUCUGGUUCAUUCAAGCACAGAUUU
This is a messenger RNA of Pomacea canaliculata, 2641 nucleotides long. RefSeq names its product phytanoyl-CoA dioxygenase, peroxisomal-like. Gene Ontology annotation, molecular function: phytanoyl-CoA dioxygenase activity. Bases 136 to 1131 code for a protein of 331 amino acids. Gene Ontology annotation, biological process: fatty acid alpha-oxidation. Lineage: Eukaryota; Metazoa; Mollusca; Gastropoda; Architaenioglossa; Ampullariidae. The record is from RefSeq and is a predicted model, not a curated record. The transcript has 8 exons.